Molecule: messenger RNA, 1368 nt
Organism: Trematomus bernacchii (emerald rockcod)
Lineage: Eukaryota; Metazoa; Chordata; Actinopteri; Perciformes; Nototheniidae
Product: serine/threonine-protein kinase pim-2-like
Exons: 9
Coding region: 1-1368 (455 amino acids)
Biological process (GO): negative regulation of apoptotic process; protein autophosphorylation; regulation of mitotic cell cycle
Cellular component (GO): cytoplasm
Molecular function (GO): ATP binding; protein serine/threonine kinase activity
Source: RefSeq, a predicted model, not a curated record
AUGAAUGAUUAUAUCUUCACAACUAUAAGGGUAUGGCGCAACACUGACGCCACCAAGGCCUCAAACAGAGACUCUGAGGAGGGUCUUAAAAUAACCAAGGAGAGGAGCAGAGCAAGUCCAAGUCCCUCCAGGGGCCGCAGGCACAGAUCCAGUGGGCCUUCAUCAAGGGCCCCCGUUGCAACAUGUGCCCAAGAGUACACUGGCACACCUCACAGCACAGGAGAAACCCAGAGUCUCUCGGGACAAAGUGGUGGAGCUGUGAGUGUUGGCAAAAAGAAAAGGAAAAAGCGCAAGAGGAGGUCCACUAAAAAGAGGCAGCCGACCCCUCCGUCUGAGGAACAGGCUCAGACCUUCAGAGGCUCGUCCUCCUCCACUGAGGUUGCUGGUGCAUCCACACCUGCCAGCAUCAGCAUCACCUCUGAUGCUAAAGACAGGAAGAGGGGAAAGAGGAAUUCUGAGGAGUCACAGAGAUACACAAAGAGGAGCAGAAAGACCCUCAGCAAGACCUCCUCCAGUGACAAUACGUCCUCCUCAGUCAGCGCUGCCUGCCGUGAUAGCAUUGCUGACUUCCAUGCAAAGUACCAAGAAGAAGAUCUGCUUGGUACAGGAGGCUACGGCUCAGUCUAUGCUGGCUACCGUAAAGAGGACAAUCUGCCUGUGGCCAUAAAACAUAUCUCCCAGCACGGCAUUAAGCACACAGCAGUGGAACUGGAAGGGAAAAUAUUGAUGGUGCCGAUGGAGGUAGUGCUGCUGCUUAAACUCCGGCCAGCAGCAGGAGAGUCCAGUGCAGCUAUCACCCUGCUGGACUGGUAUAACAUGGACUUAGAACUCAUUCUGGUCCUGGAGAGACCAGUCCCCUGCAUGGAUAUGAUAGACUACCUGAACUCCAGGCAGUUGUCCCCAAAGGAGCAUGAAGCUAAAACUAUAACAAGACAGCUGGUGGAUGCAGUCAUCGAGGUUCACUCAAAAGGCGUUUUCCACCGGGACAUCAAGCUGGACAACAUUCUAAUGGAGACCGGCUCUGAUGUCCCUCGUGUGAGGCUCAUAGACUUUGGCUGUGGGACAUUUGUUUCACAAGGAACUUACCAUAGUGAAAAUGGUACCUAUAUAUACGCCACCCCUGAGUGGUUCAUGCGUGGCAGCUACAGGGCAGAACCAACAACUGUUUGGCAGAUCGGUGUGGUGCUCUUUGUGAUUCUCCAUUCCUGUCUCCCCUUCAACACUAGUGAUGAAAUAAUCAAUGUCAUCCCUGACCUUAGGAAGGGUCUUUCUUACGAGUGCCGUGAUUUCCUCCAGGGCUGUCUGGAUAAAAGCCCAGAAGGCCGACUCAGCCUGGAUUCACUGAAACAGCACCCCUGGCUGGUGUAA